AAGGCGCAGUAGCAGCAGCAGCAGGAGAAGAUGCUGAGGAUGCGGACCGCGGGGUGGGCGCGCGGCUGGUGCCUGGGCUGCUGUCUCCUCCUGCCGCUGUCGCUCAGCCUGGCGGCCGCCAAGCAACUCCUCCGGUACCGNCGGCUGGCGGAGGAGGGCCCGGCCGACGUCCGCGUCGGCAACGUCGCCUCGGACCUGGGCAUCGUGACCGGCUCGGGCGAGGUGACUUUCAGCCUGGAGUCGGGCUCGGAGUACCUGAAGAUCGACAACCUCACGGGGGAGCUGAGCACGAGCGAGCGGCGCAUCGACCGCGAGAAGCUGCCCCAGUGUCAGAUGAUCUUCGACGAAAACGAGUGCUUCCUGGACUUCGAGGUGUCGGUGAUCGGGCCCUCGCAGAGCUGGGUGGACCUGUUCGAGGGCCGGGUCAUCGUGCUGGACAUCAACGACAACACGCCCACCUUCCCGUCGCCCGUGCUCACGCUGACGGUGGAGGAGAACCGGCCGGUGGGCACGCUGUACCUGCUGCCCACCGCCACCGACCGCGACUUCCUGCAGGUGGCCGACACCCCGGACGGCGAGAAGCAGCCGCAGCUGAUCGUGAAGGGGGCGCUGGACCGCGAGCAGCGCGACUCCUACGAGCUGACCCUGCGGGUGCGCGACGGCGGCGACCCGCCCCGCUCCUCGCAGGCCAUCCUGCGGGUGCUCAUCACCGACGUGAACGACAACAGCCCCCGCUUCGAGAAGAGCGUGUACGAAGCCGACCUGGCGGAGAACAGCGCGCCGGGGACCCCCAUCCUGCAGCUGCGCGCCGCCGACCUGGACGUGGGGGUCAACGGGCAGAUCGAGUACGUGUUCGGCGCGGCCACCGAGUCGGUGCGGCGGCUGCUGCGCCUGGACGAGACGUCGGGCUGGCUCAGCGUCCUGCACCGCAUCGACCGCGAGGAGGUCGGCCAGCUGCGCUUCACCGUCAUGGCGCGCGACCGCGGGCAGCCCCCCAAGACCGACAAGGCCACCGUGGUCCUGGUCAUCAGGGACGAGAACGACAACGUGCCGGCCAUUGAGAUCCGCAAGAUCGGGCGCAUCCCGCUCAAGGACGGGGUGGCCAGCGUGGCGGAGGACGUGCUGGUGGACACGCCCAUCGCGCUGGUGCAGGUGUCGGACCGCGACCAGGGCGAGAACGGCGUGGUCACCUGCACCGUGGUGGGCGACGUGCCCUUCCAGCUGAAGCCGGCCAGCGACACCGAGGGCGACCAGAACAAGAAGAAGUACUUCCUGCACACCUCGGCGCCGCUGGACUACGAGGCCACCCGCGAGUUCCACGUGGUCAUCGUGGCGGUGGACUCCGGCAGCCCCAGCCUCUCGAGCAACAACUCGCUGACCGUGCGGGUGGCGGACACCAACGACAACGCGCCGGCGUUCGGGCAGGCGGUGGUGGAGGUGUACUUCCCCGAGAACAACGCGCCCGGCGAGCGCGUGGCCACCGUGCUGGCGAGCGACGCGGACAGCGGCCGGAACGCCGAGGUGGCCUACGCGCUGGACCCCUCGGUGGCGGGGGUGUUCGCCAUCGACCCCGACUCCGGCGACAUCCUGGUGCACGCGGUGCUGGACCGCGAGCAGACCGACCGGUACGAGUUCACGGUGACGGCCAGAGACAAAGGCGUCCCGGGGCUGCAGGGCAGCGCCACCGUGAUCGUGCAGGUGGCCGACAGGAACGACAACGACCCCAAGUUCAUGCAGGACGUCUUCACCUUCUACGUGAAGGAGAACCUGCAGCCCAACAGCCCCGUGGGCAUGGUCACGGUGAUGGACGCCGACAAGGGGCGCAACGCCGAGAUGAGCCUGUACAUCGAGGAGAACGGCGACGUGUUCUCCAUCGAGAACGACACGGGCACCAUUUACUCCACCGUGUCCUUUGACCGCGAGCAGCAGACCACGUACACCUUCCGAGUCAAGGCCGUGGACGGAGGGGACCCCCCCAGGUCCGCCACAGCCACGGUCUCGCUCUUCGUGAUGGAUGAAAAUGACAACGCCCCCGCGGUCACCCUCCCCAGAAACCUGUCCUACACUUUGCUGCCCCCUUCGAGCAACGUCAGGACGGUGGUAGCUACGGUGCUGGCCACGGACAGCGACGACGGCAUCAACGCAGACCUGAACUUCAGCAUCGUGGGGGGGAACCCCUUCAAGCUGUUCGAGAUCGACCCCACCAGCGGCGUGGUGUCCCUGGUGGGGAAGCUCACGCAGAAGCACUACGGCUUGCACAGGCUGGUGGUGCAGGUGAACGACAGCGGGCAGCCGGCCCAGUCCACCACCGCGCUGGUGCACGUGUUUGUCAACGAGAGUGUCUCCAACGCCACGGUGGUGGACGCCCAGAUAGCCCGGAGCCUGCACACCCCGCUCACCCAGGACAUCGCCGGCGACCCGAGCUAUGAAAUCAGCAAGCAGAGGCUCAGCAUUGUCAUCGGGGUGGUGGCUGGGAUUAUGGCAGUGAUCCUAAUCAUCUUAAUCGUGGUGAUGGCAAGGUACUGCCGGUCCAAAAAUAAAAACGGCUAUGAGGCCGGCAAGAAAGACCACGAAGACUUUUUUACACCCCAGCAGCAUGACAAAUCUAAAAAGCCUAAAAAAGACAAGAAAAGCAAAAAAUCUAAGCAGCCUCUCUACAGCAGCAUCGUCACUGUAGAAGCUUCCAAACCAAACGGGCAGAGGUACGACAGCGUGAACGAGAAGCUGUCGGACAGCCCCAGCAUGGGCCGGUACCGGUCGGUGAACGGGGGGCCCGGCAGCCCUGACCUGGCCAGGCACUACAAAUCUAGUUCCCCGCUGCCCACUGUCCAGCUUCACCCCCAGUCACCCACGGCAGGGAAAAAACACCAGGCCGUGCAAGAUCUGCCACCAGCCAACACGUUUGUGGGAGCAGGAGACAACAUCUCCAUUGGAUCGGAUCACUGCUCUGAAUACAGCUGUCAGACCAAUAACAAGUACAGCAAACAGAUGCGUCCACUUCCACACAUGACUGUGUUUGGCUGAAUUCCACUCUAAAAUGAUGCUCCUUUAUGCACCAUACUCUGAUGACCUUGCUACUCCGAAACCUGCUGGAGCCUGCCCUUGGCCGUGGGGUAUCAGCCAAUCACUGCUCCUUCUACUCGCGCAUUUGAUUUUCGAGUUUAUUUUUUUUUAAUUUAAAGGAAAAUAGUAUUAAAAUAAAUGAACAUAAAAGAAACAGUGUUAAUAAAGAAAUGUGCUACUAACGGAUGUCUAAGUCACCAGGAAUUCUAUUCUCAAAGAAGCGCUUAGCAGAACUUAAUUGUGAAGUCUUUUAAGCAAUCCAAGAGCAUAUUUCAACAAUAAUUUUAAGACUCUGGCUUUGUGUGAACCAGGGGAAAUUAAGUCUAUUAAGUCUUUGUCUAUAAUACACUAAAUACCGACUUUCAAUAAAAUCCUAAAUUGAUCAAUAUUUUUAAAGUGUUAUAUAAUCACCACCUUUUCCAGGCCAGUGAGAUAGCUCUGCUCGAGUAAAGGAUGGUGUCCCUUGCUCAUCCUGUGUGUGCAUGUCCAAAUACCACUGUGUGUGUGCUGGUGUGUGUGUCUCCACACAUGUGUACGUGAAGACCUCGAGCAAUAUUUAUAAAAAUCAUUGGCUAUGAAUCAAAUUUCAGAGAUUAGUUUUGUGUUUGUCACAGGCACUGCCAAUGGGUUGUUUUUUCCCCCCUUAAUCCUGAAAUACUGACCAGAGUACCUAUAGAAUUUUUAAGGCAUUUUUUGGUUAAAGUUCUUAAGAAAAUUUAGAACCUUUAAGUUAGAUUUAUGGAAGUCACCGUGGUCACAUUCAAAAGGAAUAUGCGUGGCUUCCUGUUUUUGUGGGCUACAUUUGUCUGAAGGCUAUUUCUAGUUGAUGUCAGAUAACAUAAAUUCCAGCAGCUUCUGAGAAUUCAGCAUGUUAUAUUACGUAUUGUUGAGAGAGCAGGUGGUCACAUUUUAGUUGUAUAGGUGAUUUUCUAGGUAAGUCAGGGAAUCCUCUGGCUCGUCCCUCUGCGUUUGUAUAUUUAUGUCUCUGUUUGUUAUGUUGUAUAUGUUUAUGUGCCAUAAAAUAAGUGUUUCAUAUGUAAUGUUUGACAAUUUUAUAAAAUAUCUACCACAUCAUCUGCCCCAUUAAAGUUUUCCCUGAGUUUUGAAAUACCAAGAAUGCCAGAUUCUUGAGAUUUUUGGGGGUCAAUUAUAGUCAAUAUAAAAGCCCUUUAAGCAAAAUAAAUAACUACUGGAACAAUA
Messenger RNA from Miniopterus natalensis, 4263 nucleotides. The record is from RefSeq and is a predicted model, not a curated record. NCBI's taxonomy places the organism in Eukaryota, Metazoa, Chordata, Mammalia, Chiroptera, Miniopteridae.